GAUUCUCGGUCCAGUUACACUGAAGUGAAUUUGGAAAUGACGGUUGUGGCAUCCUGUGUCGGGGUUUUACUAUUGUUCGCUUGGUUUACCCCAAGCAAAGCUCUGUACUUCCACAUUGGAGAGACGGAGAAGAAAUGUUUCAUAGAAGAAAUUCCCGAUGAGACGAUGGUGAUAGGCAAAUACAGAACGCAGCUAUGGGACAAACAGACAGGGUCGUUCCUUCCCGCCACCCCUGGCUUGGGUAUGCAUGUUGAGAUCAAAGAUCCUGACACCAAGGUGAUUCUGUCUCGUCAGUAUGGUUCAGAUGGCCGCUUCACUUUCACCUCCCACACGCCAGGCGAGCAUCAGAUCUGCCUGCAUUCCAACUCCACUAAGAUGGCUCUUUUUGCUGGAGGAAAACUGAGAGUACACCUGGACAUCCAGGUGGGCGAACACACCAACAACUACCCGGAGAUAGCGGCCAAAGAUAAGCUGACAGAGCUUCAGCUGAGAGUGAGGCAACUCCUGGACCAGGUGGAGCAGAUACAGAAAGAACAGAACUACCAGCGGUAUCGUGAGGAGCGCUUCCGUAUGACGAGUGAGAGCACAAACCAACGUGUCCUCUGGUGGUCCAUCGCUCAGACCGUCAUCCUCAUCAUCACUGCCAUCUGGCAGAUGCGCCACCUCAAGAGCUUCUUUGAAGCCAAAAAGUUGGUGUAGAUCCUUCCAGAGAGGAAAAAGACUGCUAGAUGAAACCAGACAUUCUCACUGACCAACCUACCAAUAUACCCUGACUAGUCCAGUUUUGUUAUACACUGUAUAUGUAGGACCUUAUGUUUGUGUUACACUAAAAAAAACCCCCACCUUGGGUGAUUAACUGAAGAUUUUCAGGCUAUUCCAGCUUGGACAUUUUGUAUGCAGACAGUUGUUUGUUUUGGCUUUUCCGUUUAAAGUGGCAACAGAUGCCGUACUUCUUUUCAAUGGAGUUUUUCCUAUUUUUUGUGACCCUGAUUAAGAGCAAAAACUUGAACAGAUGAUAUUUUAUUCCGUACUUGUCGUUCAGUUCCAUGUGAACCAGAUUAAAUGAACAUAGAUAAAAUACAUGGGUGUGACCAAGGUACUCGAUAAGUUACUGAGUUACACCAGAGAUUAAAGGAGCUUUGGUUACAGAGGCACUCUGUAGGCUGUGUGGCCACCUUCUGCUCAGUGUGGAAUCUUAAGACUAAUUUCCAGUAAAAGACAAAAGCACGAUGCAGAUGCGUCCAAGUUAUAAAUGACUUCACACGGGAACAGCUUCUUGAAUGGAGUGUAAACUUUCAGCCGAGCGUUACUGUGUUUAAGACAGCGUGAGAGCGUGGCCUAGCGUUUUUUGCAGUAUUGGCAGCUUGUUGCAGAUAAAUGCAUGAGACUUGCUGUAAAUCUGAGAUUGUGUAAUUCAGUUUGACAUCUUGUCAUUCUGCUGAGCAGAUGUCAUCUUUUUUUUUGAUGUUUGAAAGUUGUGUGUAUAUAUUGUUUGAGUACCAUCUAUUGUACAUAAUCCAGUAAUGUAAUGGACUUCACCAUGAUAUAAUUCAAAGUACUUCAACAGGUAGUAAAAAAAAUGUUCAGUCUAACGUGAAUACAGUACUUGUAAUUCUAAGUCAGGCCCAGUAACAGCUUAAAGUUUGAUUCACUUAUUGCAAGAGGUGCAAUAAAAUUGUCAAUCAAUUAAAUCAUCAAUAAUUGCCAAUCAUUCUAAUUGUUAGCAUCAUAGGAUUUCUAUUUGAUAUACUUGAAACUCAAGAAAACUUGUAGACAUGCAGUUUUAUAAAUAUUUUCUACGCAAGGAAAAAUGUCUGAGACAGUAAAACGGUUAUCAAGACACUGAACCAGUCUGACAUCAGACAUGUUAUGGUAGUAGCUCAGAUAUUAUAGGUCCACGAUGACAUGUUCUUGGAAUUCAAUUCUUGGAUUUGAAUUGCACUCAAGAAGGGAUUUAUUUGCUGUUGCCCCGUCAGUGCACAUAAGCAGCAACAACAAAUAAUACUGUUUUUAAAUGCAUGAAAGUCACAGUCCAUCUUACUUUGCCUGAUUCUGGUUAAUUUUCUGUUUCCUGUUUUGAUUUGUUCUGUUACAAAAAUUCUCAUUUGGAUUAUGCAGGAUUUGUACAAUUUUCAUCCAGAUUAAAAUGUUUUGUUGUA
This is a messenger RNA of Electrophorus electricus (electric eel), 2159 nucleotides long. RefSeq names its product transmembrane p24 trafficking protein 4 (gene tmed4). Lineage: Eukaryota; Metazoa; Chordata; Actinopteri; Gymnotiformes; Gymnotidae. The record is from RefSeq and is a predicted model, not a curated record.